UUUCCCAAAUUUGAAAUCUAAUUCGCGCUCUUGCCGAACGCAUCUCCGCGGUCCAUCAGGAACCCUCACUUUCGCAACCUCACCCAGUCAGUCAUCCGUCUCUCAUAUUCUCUCACUCUCUCUCUAGAACUCAGCAGAUCGAACGAUUAAUGGAGACUAUUCUCUGAAACCGAAGAGAAAGGGGGGAAAUGACGACGAUUGAGAAGCUGUUCGUACAAAUCUUCGAGAGGAAGAAGAGGAUAAUCGAGCAAGUCAAGCAACAGACCGAUCUAUUCGAACAACACCUCGCUUCUAAAUGUAUUCUCGACGGAGUUGCUCCUCCUUCCUGGCUCUGGUCCCCUUCUUUUCCUUCCCUUUCCUCAGAUCCAAAUGAGUUGAAGAAGGAGGAGCUUAUACCGGGACUCUUACUUCCACGUCCUCAACCUGCAAACCCGUACUCAAGUACUCAUGACUCUCUUUGCCAGAAGCCCGUUGUUACUUCUGGUUACAAGGGAUUACAAAAUGUUUCGUGCACUGAAGUUCAUGCUUCAAAUAUUGGCACUACUGCAGAUGAUGGGAUGUCUGUUUUGCCUCCAUUGCCUACCAUUGAUACUCAAUGUACCUUUAAUGGUGUUUCUGAGCCAGAUUGUAGUAUUGCAUCUCCUCAAGAUUGUGUAGAUACAACAACAGCAGACAAUUGCCUGGAUCAUGCUCAAUCAUUAGUGAAGAUUCAAAGAUCAAAGUCAAGGCAAAGGGCUCUAGAGCUUCGCAAUAGUGCCAAAGCAACUAAAUCACAUUCAUGCAAUGAAAAUGAUGCUAUUGUAUUUGCUAGUCAAGAUAUAGGGUGUGGGAUUAGUUCACUACGAUUUGAUCAUUUUGAUGAAGUAGAGUUGGUUAAACCUGUUGAUAGAAGUACUGUUGAUAGAAGUACUGAAUGUUGUGAAGAAGAAGCAGAAAUAGGUAAAUGUGCGGGUGAGAAUAGCAGUAGAGGAAAUAGAUCUGGGAGUUCUAGCCCAAAAAUCACCUCUGUGAAUAAGCCUGAGAAUGAUGACAACUCUUCUCAUUUUGCCAAGGAUGAUGGCCACAAAAAGUCUAUGAAUGAAUUACCACAAAACCAUAACCAUGUGAAUGCAUUAUCAGAAUUGGACAACUCUGCUGUUCUUGCUAAGGCAAAUUGUUUUGCAGAAACAGUAACUUUGGUUGAUUUCAGGGGUAAUGAAAUGAAUAACACUGUUCUCUCUGAUAGAAUUACAGGAUCUAGGAGUUCCAUCUACCGAGCCAGUGCUUCAAAAAACCCAUUUGUAGAUAUCUCUUCUUGUGUUGAGGAAGAUGGUGGACAUAUAGAGUCUGUUGACAAAUCAGCAAAGCAGCAUAGUUCUGUUAGUGAGUUAUUGAAAUUGGUCAAGCCUUUAUCUGCAGUCCCUAAUGACAUUUAUGGGUCAAGGAAAGCAAAAGCAAGGAAUAGGUUGAUGAAGCGAAAGGGAAGUGACAUUUUUGUUGGGAGAAUAACAAGAUCUAGAAGUUCUAGCCUGAAACCUAAUUGUGUGAACAAAUAUUUGGAGAUGGAUAAUUCUUGUUGCAAUGGCAAGGAAGAUGGUGUUAGCAAUCCAAAGCAGCUAUUGAACCAUGAUAAUGACUCAAGGGAUUUGGUCAACACUUUAGGUACCACUUGUGCAAGUCCUGAGUUGAAAGCAGAAACGCUGAACUUCCAGAAUGUUGAUGCUUAUUGCCAGAGAUUAACGAGCUCUUCUUCUAAUGAAAAACCACGUGAUAUUCGUGAGUUCCCUAAAGUGGACCUGUCUUCUAAUGUUAUAAAAGAUGGUGAUAGUAAACCUGCAGAGUCUUUUGGCAAAUCUUCACAGCUACCUCAACAAUCAAGUUUUGUUGAAGGUGGAGGAGCUACUCUUCAGUUUCUCUCGGAUUCUCAACCAAAUGUCCUGCCUUGUACUAAAAGCAAUCCAGCUGAAACUGAUAUGGAUUACGAUGGGCUAGUUGUGGCUUGUUCUGUUUCUUCUGAAUCUGACUCAGAUGGCCGCGGUUGUGUUGUUGAAAAUUUAGAACUAAGGCCACCUAGUGAAUGUGAUAUGCCUAUCAAGCCCAAGCAACUUAAUUUUGAUGAUGUGAAAGAGAGCAAUUUCCUUGAAACUUCCAGUCUUGCAUUAGAGCAUAAACAAGAAGGUACAUCAGAGAAACAGCUUUCUACCAUGCUACAGCCUAUGGAUCUGGGUAAAGUAACAUCUAUUGGCUACCAAGGAAACCCUAACCCAUCUAUUGAGAUGCCUUUGUUGGAAGAACAGGAAUUUUCCAACAAAGAGAAAUCUUGGAAGGUGUCAAUUGAAGGUCAUAUGAAGGAUGGUGCUGUUUUAGCAGAUGAAAGUACAAUUAAUCCUCUACAGAAGAAAAUGGACCCGUUUUUUUCCCAAAAUCAAAAUGCAGAUUCCUAUUUCAUGGGUUCGUGGCCUCAGCAUAAGCGAAUAAAGAUAGAGGGUGAACUCACUAAAGCCCUUUCUGCUUCUCCAAGCUUGAAGAUAGGAGAUGCACUGCAAGCAAAUGAAGGAAGGGUUCCACUUAAAGACAUGCAUCAGAAUGCGGAACACGAAAAGAUAGAGGAAUAUGAAGUUUCUUCUUCCCAGCUACAAGUAGAAGAGAUUGAAAUAAGCUCGGAAGGGAGGGGUAGAACUGCAAGUACUGCAUUUAAUUUGAUGCUUGAACAAGUAGCACCUCUGGUAUCAAGUUUUAAAGAACUGGCUGGUGGUGAAGUGACAGGGCAGCACCCUACAGAAGAGAAAGUUUCAUUUCAACAUGAAGAUAAGCUAGAGGUAGGAGUUGAUGAAAUUUUGACUUAUAAUGAAGACAUUGUACUGGAAAGGAAAGAUCAUCUGGACCAGAAUGACAACCUGUCAUACUGUUCAACCGGUUCCCAUUGUCAAUCAGUGAUUUGUGCUGACCAAAGCAUGCCUGAGUUUCAGGGUUUUGUUUUGGAAGCAGAUUAUGAACAGCCAUGCACCUCCAAGGAGGCAACCCACUUUGGCAAGUUGGAUCUUCCACCAACUGGACUAGGAUGUGCAAGUGUUUUAGAGCAGUUUUGCACAUCCACUUCCCAGCAUACACCACUUUUGGAUUUUUCCAGUACACACAAAUUACAUAAAGCACUAAAUUUAUACCAUUCCAUUCCUAAUGGCCUUUUAGAGGACAUCCAACUUAGAAGCACACUUUAUAUGCAAGUUGAUAGGAACGAACAACUUGGUAACAGUUUCAGUUGCUUUAAGCAAGAAGUCAACCAUGCACUUCACGGAAGAUCCCAUUCUGUCUCUCUGCCCUUUUCUAAUCCUCAAUCUGCCUGGGAUGUUCGGAAACCUGGUGUGUCUCCACUUGGGAAGCUUUGGGAUGGAAUACCACCAAAAUCUAGCAGUUCUGGGAAACGAGUGAGCUCAAUUCCAGAGCUUCCCUGCAUCAGUGAAGAAAAUGAGAAUACAGAUGGCGUAGCUGAUACAACUAUGGAAGGAACUAUUCCAGAAGUAAUUAUCAGCUCAGUCAAAAGACAGCCACUUGCUGACAUAACUAAAAAUUCAAAUCCUAGUGAAGCAGAGGUAAAAGAUGAUAGAAGUAGUCUUGCUUCUUUGAACACAGAAUUGAGCUUCAGUGGCACUUGUGGCAGAGCCAGACCGAAGUUGCGAAACCAGAAUAAAAAUAAAAGAAGAUUUACUAACAAGGACAAGGAAAAUGACAAUUUACCACGUGAAGGAGAUGGCCCCAAAAGAGGCAAUGGAUCACUCCAUGGAAGAUUCAGUAAACCUAAAUUAUCCGGAAAAACUGAUCUGAUAAAAGGAGGUCUUGGCCUGUCAGAGAAGGAGUCUAAGCGUAACAAUAUUGUGUCAAAUGUUACUUCCUUUAUUCCACUUGUGCAGCAAAAACAAGCUGCUGCAGUCAUUACUGGAAAGAGAGACAUUAAAGUGAAGGCCUUGGAAGCUGCUGAGGCUGCAAAGCGUCUUGCUGAAAAGAAGGAGAACGAAAGGAAGAUGAAGAAGGAAGCCUUGAAGCUUGAGCGAGCACGGAUGGAAGAACAAAAUUUGAGGCAGUUGGAACUAGAUAAGAAAAAGAAAGAACAGAAGAAAAAAGAGGCUGAUAUGGCAGCAAAGAAAAAACAAAGGGAAGAUGAAGAUAGGAAGGAGAGAGAAAGAAAACGAAAGCGUGUCGAGGAAGGAAAGAGACACCAGCUGGAGCAAGAGAAAAAGUUGCGCAUGUUGAAAGAACAAAAAGAAGUAAAUUUCCAAGCUUCAGAUGAAAGAGCACAUGAGAAGAAGGAAUAUAAAGACAGAUUAGGAAAACAUGACCAAAUAGAAAAAGCAGAGGGAGACCAAAAUCUUCGAACAGUACCUCACAUGGAAUCUACAACUACUAAGGUUUCAACAUCUGGCACCAUAAAUGCAAGUAUCAUUCCUGAAGAUUCUGAGGCUUUGAGUGAUUGUGGAGAUAACUCAAAGGUAACAGACUACUUUGGCAAGGAUAGCGACAGCUUAAUUUCCAAUUUAAGACGAGAACAAUCAUAUGAGAUCUCUCCAUAUAAAGGUUCAGAUGAUGAAGACGAAGAUGAUGAUGACAACAGACCAAACAGCAAAUUUAUUCCUUCAUGGGCCAGUAAAAGUCACCUGGCUCGGGUUAUUUCAUCUCAGCAAAAAUAUCCGGAAUCAAUUUUUCCCCCUGAAAGUUUUUGCAGUAUUUCUGAAGUUCUCUUGCCUAGAAAGCUUCAGCAAAAAUAAUGGGCAAUGGUGAUGGUCGGACAACAUUAUGUGAAUAUUCUUGGCUCUUUCAGUAGUUGGUUCUAGAGCCUUUGUGUUCAUGAGAAGAUUUUGGGAGAUUAUUUCUCAGGAGAUUCAGAAGCAGGUGAUAUCCUUUUAGCACAGUUUAUAGCUGAAGAUUGUAAAUUUAUAAUAAAGUAACACUUAUGUCAUGUAGAUUAGAUCCUUAGCAAAAGUUAGCAUACUUGACUAUUAUCUAGUCAGUAACCUAGAGAUGCACUUCUGAUUUGUUAAUUGGCUGAAGCACUUAGCAAUCUGAAGGCAAAAUUGUCUUAUCCAUAAAACAACAAGAUUCCUGAGCUGUUCAAAGUAUGUUUCUGUGUUUGAGUGUA
This is a messenger RNA of Manihot esculenta (cassava), 5110 nucleotides long. RefSeq lists its product as uncharacterized. Lineage: Eukaryota; Viridiplantae; Streptophyta; Magnoliopsida; Malpighiales; Euphorbiaceae. The coding region runs from base 189 to 4739 and encodes 1516 amino acids. The record is from RefSeq and is a predicted model, not a curated record. The transcript has 10 exons.